UCUAAUGGCCUUCUUCCCCAAAUCAAACCGAUCAAGCAGAUCUCUCCUAUCGUUCUGCCGAUUGGACGACCGGAAAUGAGUACUCGAGUGGUCGGAUCCGCGCUGCUCCGACACAUCCGCCCUCGCCCUCUCUCGGCCGUCUCCUGCGCCGGCCGGGAGCCCCCCGCGUACACACUUCUCCUCUCCGUCCGCGCCGCCAGCACCACUGCAUCGCCGGCCAAGAAGGGAGACGAGGCGAAGCCUUCCGCCGUUGCCACGCCGAAUGAGGGCAAGCUUGUGUCCAACUAUUGGGGGAUCGAGCGAUCCCAGAUCGCGAAAGCAGAUGGCACUCCCUGGAGAUGGUCCUGCUUCCAGCCAUGGGAUGCGUACAAGGCGGAUACCUCGAUCGAUAUGAAGAAGCACCACGUCCCCACCACGCUCCUCGACAAGAUCGCGUACAGGUCCGUGAAAACCCUGCGUGCCGCCAGCGACGCCUUCUUCCAGAGGCGACAUGUAUACCAUGCGCUGUUGCUGGAGACGGUAGCGGCGGUGCCGGGGAUGGUGGGAGGCAUGCUACUCCACCUACGCUCGCUUCGCCGCUUCGAGCACAGCGGUGGGUGGAUCCGGGCGCUGCUGGAGGAGGCGGAGAACGAGCGGAUGCACCUGAUGACGUUCAUGGAGGUGGCGCGGCCGCGGUGGUACGAGCGGGCGCUGGUCCUGGCGGUGCAGGGCGUCCUUUUCAACGCCUACUUUGUGGGCUACCUGGUGUCGCCCAAAUUCGCCCACCGAGUCGUCGGAUACCUGGAGGAGGAGGCCGUCUACUCCUACACCGAAUACCUCAAGGACCUCGAGGCCGGCGCCGUCGAGAACGUCCCCGCCCCCGCCAUCGCCAUCGACUACUGGUGCCUCCCGCCCGAAGCCACCCUCAAGGACGUCGUCGCCGUCAUCCGAGCAGACGAGGCGCACCACCGCGACGUCAAUCACUUCGCCUCGGACAUACAUUGCCAGGGAAUGGAGCUGAAGGAUACACCGGCGCCGCUGGGUUAUCAGUGAAUUGCUUCCGUUGCUAUAUUUUAUGUAUGAAUAAUUUCUGUAAAUCUAAUAAAAUGAAUAAAAGAUGAGACCAAAUUGUUUUUAAAUAAUAUAAAUAUGAAAAUUAUGACAA
This is a messenger RNA of Zingiber officinale, 1144 nucleotides long. RefSeq names its product ubiquinol oxidase 1c, mitochondrial-like. Gene Ontology annotation, molecular function: alternative oxidase activity. The record is from RefSeq and is a predicted model, not a curated record. Bases 76 to 1032 code for a protein of 318 amino acids. Gene Ontology annotation, biological process: alternative respiration. Lineage: Eukaryota; Viridiplantae; Streptophyta; Magnoliopsida; Zingiberales; Zingiberaceae. Gene Ontology annotation, cellular component: mitochondrion. The transcript has 4 exons.